This is a messenger RNA of Nestor notabilis (Kea), 1555 nucleotides long. Its product is annotated as cAMP-regulated phosphoprotein 21-like. The transcript is spliced from 14 exons. The coding region runs from base 278 to 1555 and encodes 425 amino acids. Lineage: Eukaryota; Metazoa; Chordata; Aves; Psittaciformes; Psittacidae. Gene Ontology annotation, cellular component: cytoplasm. Gene Ontology annotation, molecular function: nucleic acid binding. The record is from RefSeq and is a predicted model, not a curated record.
AGAGAAGAAGCAGGCAGUUUUGAGACAGGUGGAGCUGGAUCAAGCUGUGAAAGUGAUUUGCUUGAAGCUGGUUGACUAUGAUCCGUCAAACUCUCUGAAGGACCAGCAUGGAGAUUGGCACUCUGAACUGUUAAUGGGGACAUGGGACUCACGUUGUCAUUGAUCACUUGUGUGGACUUAACCAGCGAAGAGCAACAGAAGACAAUAGGAAGACAGUGGGAAUUAUAGCAGACUUUCAGGUCACCAAAUCUUGUUGUUUUAAUUUCUGUCUGGAAGAAUGUCUGAGCAAGGUAAGCUGAAUCAGGAGACAGCAGAGGAAGCUGCGAAGGAGCAGGACACUGCCAUCUUGGAGGGGAACCCGGACAACUGCAUCCUUACCAAAUCUGAAAGCUCGGAAGUGGACGAGAAGGAGGAGAAGCUGAGCGAUGCCAAGACAGAGCUGCAGAAACGAGGUGGAAAUCAGAACCAGCAGAAAAAGAGAUCCAAGUCAGGAGCUAAAGGAAAGCUUGUCCGGAGCCUUGCUGUGUGUGAAGAGUCAUCCCCGCGCCCAGCGGCAGAGAAUCUUCAUGACAAUCAGGAAUCAAUCCAACUACAGCUCUCAAGUUUUCCUAGCUUGCAAGAAGAAGAUAAAUAUAAUAAAGAUGACUCCGAGAAAGAAAAAGAGAAGGAAAGAAAUAAAGAAAAAGAUAAAAACAGUGAAAAAAACAAGAUCAGAAUGUUAUCAAAAGAUUGCAGCCAAGAGUAUACGGACUCAACAGGCAUAGAUUUGCAUGAGUUUCUCAUUAACACGUUGAAGAAUAACCCCAGGGACAGAAUGAUUCUCUUGAAAAUGGAACAGGAAAUUAUUGAUUUUAUUAGUGACAACAAUAAUCACUAUAAAAAGUUCCCUCAGAUGUCAUCAUACCAGAGGAUGCUGGUGCACAGAGUGGCAGCUUACUUUGGGAUGGAUCACAAUGUGGAUCAGACUGGGAAAUCUGUAAUUAUCAACAAGACCAGCAAUACCAGAAUACCAGAGCAAAGGUUUUCUGAACAUUUAAAAGAUGAAAAAGGUGAAGAAUCCCAGAAGCGAUUUAUCUUGAAGCGAGAUAACUCUAGUAUUGAUAAAGAAGACAAUCAGCAAAACAGAAUUCUUCCAUUUAGAGAUGACAGACGAAGUAAAUCAAUUGAAGAGAGAGAAGAGGAGUAUCAGAGAGUGAGGGAGAGAAUAUUUGCACAAGAUUCAGUUUGCUCCCAGGAAAACCUUUUUGUGGAAAACAGUAGGCUGUUGGAAGACAGUAGCAUAUGCAAUGAUACCCAUAAGAAAAGACAGCUUUUUAGGGGUAACAGGGACAGCAUGGGGAAAACAUCUGGCAGUCGACAGAGCAGUACAGAAAAUGAACUGAAAUGGACAGACCACCAGAGACCAUGGAGCAGCACAGACUCGGACAGCUCAAAUCGAAACUUGAAGCCAGCCAUAACAAAGACAGCCAGUUUUGGUGGGAUAACCGUCCUGACAAGAGGAGAUAGCUCAUCAAGCAACAGAAGUACCGGCAAACUGUCUAAAACAGGUAGCUAG